UCAGGAUGCUGAGCACGUGGAAUUCGCGCAGACAGCGUUCUACAGUUUGUUGAACAGGAAAGUCUCUUAGUUAUGGCUGGCAGAAAUUCCAGGUCGAAGAAACGCUCGUCAACUUUGAACGGCUUUGACGUAGAUGAAGUCUUGCCUGUUGAGGAAGAAUCGCUCUAAUUAAUUGGCCACAGUUAGCUCUGUUGGUUGAAUUUGCUGAGGAUGGGGAACGGCGGCGGGUGUCUGAGUGUAAAGCAGGGAGGUUGCGGACUGACGGUGAACAAGAGGUGGUCUUCAGCUCACUAAGAGAAGGAAGCAGCGUCCUGGCUUACUGGAGUCCGAACAGAGAGUACUACGAGGCGACAGUUGUGGAAAGAAACGACUUAUCACACAGACACCACAAGCUUCCAGCCAAACGGCAAACAGACCUAGACCUAGAUCAAUCUGAACGUGAAGUCAUGCAAGCAAGUAACAAACGCAAAAAGAAGUCUGAUGUCAUGAUAAAGGCCACAGCUCAGGAAGAUAGAAACAGCUGCUGACAUUUACUUCUUCUGAAUGCUAGCAAAGAAAACGGAAGGUGGAAUCAACUAAUGAAAAGCCUUUUGAUUCUUAUAAGGCAAGAAUGUGCCAGAGCAAAGAUUCAUCAGGACCAUCAUCGAGCAUGACACAUUCUGAAGUAGUCUCCCGCAGCCAGCCCCUCCCCUUUUUGACUUCCGCCAACGGGGAGUCAAAAAUGGGGAGAUGCUGGCUGCACGAGACUAAUUCUGAAGAUGACGAUAAUCUGGAAGUGACUGCAGAAUCAGCUGAUCUUGGCACGAGAGAGGUAUUCAAAGACCUCAUUCAAACAUUGCACAAAGACAUGGUGGGUGUCAUGGGACGACUGGACAAGAUCAUCAGUCUUUUGGAUUCUGCAGAAAGAGACAAACCCAGGCAAGAGAAACAAGAAAUAGAUGCCUGUGACACUCCAGAAAGAGAAGUUUAUAUUGGUGAUCCAAGGGCCAGCAAGUUGGCUGUUACCAGAGCCACCAUGAAGGGUGGUAGGAGGUCUUUGUUGGCCCUCAAUCUUGUUGAUAUCUUGUUCGAUCAGGAUAGCUUAAGACGUUCAACUGUGUGUGGGUCUAGAGACUCCCCAAAAGAGGCACUAGACCCUAGAAAGAUCGAAGCCAUAAGAAGCCACUGCUUUCAAGAGUUCCCAAUACACGAGGAAGAAACAGGAAAGGAGGCAUUGCAGAAAAUGACAAAGGCCGUCACAGACAAGUGUUUGCUAGUUGCCAAAAGCUAUAAAGCAAAUUAGAAUUAUUUUUGAGUUAGACUAUAUCAGGAUUAAUUUCAAGAUAAUUGCAUAUCUUGAUUAUGGAGUUAUUGUAAAUUUGAAUAUAGCAUCAAGGCUUGUUCUA
Corticium candelabrum is the source of this 1385-nucleotide messenger RNA. RefSeq lists its product as uncharacterized. The record is from RefSeq and is a predicted model, not a curated record. The transcript has 11 exons. Bases 611 to 1282 code for a protein of 223 amino acids. NCBI's taxonomy places the organism in Eukaryota, Metazoa, Porifera, Homoscleromorpha, Homosclerophorida, Plakinidae. Gene Ontology annotation, molecular function: DNA binding.